Messenger RNA from Cajanus cajan (pigeon pea), 1131 nucleotides. RefSeq names its product putative pectinesterase 66. The record is from RefSeq and is a predicted model, not a curated record. Gene Ontology annotation, biological process: cell wall modification; pectin catabolic process. NCBI's taxonomy places the organism in Eukaryota, Viridiplantae, Streptophyta, Magnoliopsida, Fabales, Fabaceae. Gene Ontology annotation, molecular function: pectinesterase activity.
UAUUAUGGAGUUCUUUCCUCAUCCAAUGACUUUCAUUUUAAUCUUAUUUAUUAGUUAUUUCUUUUGUCUUGGUAUAGCAGCAGAUUGUGGCGGGAAGAAUGUUGCAUACACCAUUACUGUCGGUCGGAAUGGUAAAGUAACAUUUAAAACAAUUCAAGCUGCCAUUGAUUCUAUAAAGAGUAACAAUGAUCAAUGGGUCAAGAUUCACAUAAAAGCUGGCUUCUAUACAGAACAAGUUCAUAUUCCUCGAGAAAAGCCAUGUAUCAUUUUAGAAGGUGAGAACAGUCAAAACACAAUCAUAAAUUUCUCGGAUCACUACUCUGUCCCGCAAGGAACAAGUAGUACUGGUACAUUCAUUUCAUGGCCAUCCAAUGUGAUUGCAAGUGACAUUACUUUCAAGAACUCAUAUAAUGUGGACGAUAAGGGAAACAACAAAAUAUUUCCAGCAGUGGCAGCAUCAAUAUAUGGAGACAAAACUUUCUUGCUUAGAUGUAGUUUUAUAGGUUAUCAAGAUACUUUAUUUGAUGUAAUUGGACGUCAUUACUUUAAGGAUUGUUACAUUCAAGGUGAAAUUGAUUUUAUUUUUGGUAAUGGACAAUCUUAUUAUGAGAAUUGUUUGAUCAAUGCUAUAGGAAGGAAUAAAAAUUUAGCAGGUUUUGUCACGGCUCAAAGUAGAGAUUCACCAAAUGACCCAGGUGGCUUUGUAUUUGAAGGGGGUUCCAUUGUAGGAAAUGGUAAAGUAAAUUUAGGAAGAGCAUGGCGUGCUUACUCUAGAGUUAUAUUUCAUAAUACAAACUUUUCUUCGGUGAUAACUCCUCAAGGAUGGAACAAUUUCGGUCAUGUUGGUGAAGAGAAUAAGUUUACUUAUGCUGAAGUUGAUUGUAAAGGACCAGGAGCUGAUACUUCAAAACGUGUUCCAUGGACGAAAAAGUUGAAUUCUGCACAGUUACAAGAAUUUUCUUUAGCAUCUUUUAUCAAUAAAGAUAGUUGGCUUAACAAUUUACCAAUCAUCUCCUAAUGAUUUAUUUUCCUCAACUUAGAUUAAAUUUUUUUAUAUGGAUAAGUUUAGUUGGAUGAUCUCAAGUUAUCAAUCUUUGUACGCUCAACUAAAAUAUAAUACUUUUCCAUAUG